AAGCGAUACGAGUCAAAGCGAACCGGGAGCCGACAACAUGUCAAGCCAAGAAAAAGUUGAAGUUGGGAACACAGACCCAAAGGACAUUGAUUUAGAUAACAUCUUAAGGGACGAGGUGGGUCAGUUCGGCCGCUACCAGAUCGUCACGGUGCUCUUGGCGGCGCUACCGGUUAUAUUCUCUGCCUUCGCUGCGGGUGAAUACAUCUUUACGACUGCCAGAAUACCGACGAGAUGCUUAAUCCCACAAUGCGACGGCGAAAAUGUAGAAUAUGCUCCAAGUUGGGUUUUGAAUGCGAUACCGGGCACUAGUACCAGUAGCUUUGAAAACUGUGAGAGGUAUGAAGACAACCCCCAACCGAGCAAUGCCACCGGCGUGUGUCCGGCCGAGUGGUUUGACAGGACCAGCACUGUGCCGUGCGAGGACCACGUGUACGAGAACACACUCAGUGUAGUCUAUGAUUUCAAAAUGGCGUGUGAUGAAUGGAGGCGAUCUCAAAUAGGGUCCAUCCGCACUAUCGGCACAUUGCUGGUGCUGCCGAUUACGGGGUAUAUCUCUGAUCGCUGGGGCCGCCGCGUCGCGCUCACCAUCAACGCCUUCAACACUGCCUGGCUUGGGGUUGUUCGAUCCUUCGUCAACUCUUAUGAGUGGUUUCUCGCUCUUGAAGUUAUCGAGUCCACUAUUGGCGCUGGAGCGUACUCGUCAUGUUAUAUUUUAGUUACGGAGUUGGUGGGCCCGAAAUAUCGAGUAAUCGUAGGUGCUACUAUGUCAACGAUGUUCGCUUUGGGGCAAGUUAUUCUUGGAUUCAUAGCAUGGGGAGUUCAACCCUGGCGUACGCUUACUCAAGUUCUUUAUGCACCACAGCUAUUAGUAGUAUCUUACUUCUGGAUCCUCUCCGAGUCAGUACGCUGGUUAAUGAGUAAGGGUCGUUACGAGGAGUCAGAGCAAAUUCUGAAGAAGGUGGCAAGAAUGAAUAACAAAGAGUUGUCCGAGAAAUCAUUACAAGCCCUUCGAGCGACGGCUGAAGCUGAAAAGUUAAUUGAGAGGCCGAAAGAGCCUUGGUUGGUGGUCCUAGUCUUAAGAUCUAAGAUUAUUUUAUUGAGAUGUUGUGUGGCACCUAUCUGGUGGAUUACGAAUACGUUAGUGUAUUACGGAAUGUCUAUUAACGCAGUCAACUUAUCGGGUAAUAGAUACCUAAACUACGUGUACGUUGCUGCUGUUGAAAUUCCUGGUUACUGGACAGCUAUACUGCUAUUGGACCGAAUUGGGAGGAAGCCAGUUCUUAUUGGUGGUUAUUGGCUAUGCGCAGCUUGUCAGUUUGCAUUUGCAUUUAUCCCCGAUGGUUACGGCGGCUUGUCGUUGGCGUUUUACUUAAUCGGCAAGUACUCAAUAGCGGUGGUAAUGACGUCUGUGUAUGUGUACACUGCUGAGCUGUUCCCCACCAAGUAUCGUCACAGCCUCUUCGCCUUCGCAUCCAUGGUGGGCCGACUGGGUUCCAUCACGGCACCUCUUACUCCUGCACUUGCUUUGGAGAUUUGGGAGAGUCUACCAUCCGUACUGUUUGGCUCAUUUGCGCUGCUUUCUGGGUUACUGAUCUUCACCACACCGGAAACUCUCGGAACUAAACUACCUAACACGAUGGAAGAGGCCGAACAGCUCAGUUCGAAGAAAAAUAAUUCCUAAUCUAAAUAUAAAUCUGAGUGAAUUUAAUAAAAUCACAUUUAAUAUAAUUUAAUAAAAUCCUAUGUAUAAACUCAU
Vanessa tameamea is the source of this 1756-nucleotide messenger RNA. RefSeq names its product organic cation transporter protein-like. The record is from RefSeq and is a predicted model, not a curated record. Gene Ontology annotation, biological process: transmembrane transport. Gene Ontology annotation, molecular function: transmembrane transporter activity. Bases 38 to 1681 code for a protein of 547 amino acids. Lineage: Eukaryota; Metazoa; Arthropoda; Insecta; Lepidoptera; Nymphalidae. The transcript is spliced from 6 exons. Gene Ontology annotation, cellular component: membrane.